Molecule: messenger RNA, 1434 nt
Organism: Moesziomyces antarcticus
Lineage: Eukaryota; Fungi; Basidiomycota; Ustilaginomycetes; Ustilaginales; Ustilaginaceae
Exons: 2
Coding region: 1-1434 (477 amino acids)
Biological process (GO): regulation of cyclin-dependent protein serine/threonine kinase activity
Cellular component (GO): nucleus; cyclin-dependent protein kinase holoenzyme complex
Molecular function (GO): cyclin-dependent protein serine/threonine kinase regulator activity; protein kinase binding
Source: RefSeq, a predicted model, not a curated record
AUGCAGCCUCCUACUCUCCUCUUGCCAACCAUGGCUGCCGACGGUGUUGCCGUUGCGGUGUCCGACUAUGUCGAGCUCAACGGCUUCAACCUCGCCAGCCACGCCGCUGCUCUCGAGCAGUCGGUGCUUGGCAAGCCCCACCUCCUCAGCACCGCCAGCCUCGCCGCUGCGGUGCCCACCAUCUGCGGCAAGCGUUCGCGCUCCAACUCGGACGCCUCGUCGUCGUAUUCCUCUUCCGCCGCCUCGAGCCACGCCUCGGUCUUUUCGUCCGAGCACGACGGCUCCGAGUCCGGCUACGACUCGCACACGAGCAUCGGCGACCAGACGCCGUGCUCGCGCAAGAGUUCCAUGAGCGAGACUUCGUCGUCUCAGCAGCUCGACAACCUUGCCACUUGGCGCGCCGACCUGCUCGCCGCCUCGCACGCCGAACGCGAGCGGUGCGCCAAGCGCAUCCGCGAUCUGCAGGGCGAAGUGGUCCGACUCGCCACCGAGGUCGUCGCCACCGACGCUGCUGCCGCAUCUGCUGCAGUCGCUCACAACGUGGCGGUAGCGCCUGCGAGCGCUGGCCCGUCCACCGUCUCGCCCGCCUCCACCUCGUCGCCCUCGGCUUCGUCGGCGGACGAGUCCAAGAAUGCCCUCGUCGAUGGACUAGUUGACUCCGCAUGCCGAACGCUGGACGUCAUCUGGAACGCCUCGAGCCCCUCGGCCGCAGCGGCGUGCGACCUGAACAAGGGCAAGAGCGCGCUGCCUCUCCAGGUGUUUGUGCGCGAGACUCUGCGCCGUGGCCGCGCAUCGUGCUCGACGCUGCAGGCUGCGCUGCUGUACUGCGUGCGGCUGGGCGAUGCGGCCAAGCAGUCGGCGCAGCAUACGCUCAAGGAGUCGACGCGCGCCGUGGGCGUCUCGGUCAGCGUCGAGACGGACGCCGCCUCGCCCAUGCUCGGCAUGAGCAAGGAGGAGCUGUGCCUGAUCCGAUGCCCGCGCCGCAUGUUUUUGGCGUCGAUCAUGGUGGCGAGCAAGUUUGUGCAGGAUCGCACGUAUUCGAACCGCGCGUGGUCCAAGAUCUCGGGCCUGCCGGUCAAGGAUCUGGGCAAGCUGGAGCGCGCGUUGCUCAAGGCGAUCGACUACCGCCUCGUCAUCUCGGAGGGCGAGUGGCAGAGGUGGACGGCGGAGCUGAAGCGCGCGCGCAAUGGCGAGGCGGGCCAGGCGGGCCAGGAGGCGGGCGCAAGACGCAGCAGUUUGAGCCGCUCGCAGUCGGACAAUGUGUCGGGCGCGGCGGUGGCGCUGGACACGGAGCUGCGCGCGGUGAACCCGUGUCUGCCGAGCCAGGUGCAGCCCAAGUAUGUGCAUGUGGACGAGGCGCAGCAUGGCGCAGCGGUCAGCAUGGCACUGCCCUUCCCGCGCCAAGCCGCAGCCGGCGUGUCGGCAGAGAUCUAA